AUGACCGCCGGACAUUUUUCAAUUUUUGCGGCGGAGGCAAACGCCACCGCGACACCAAGCAAUUAUUCGUUAUGGAAGGUGUUAACACUAAAUGGCGAAGAUAUCUCGUCGUUCUGGGAAAUGUUCCUUGGAAUUACCGUCUGGAUGGUCAUUUCAUAUGUAUUUGUUUAUAUUGUUGUUGCAUUGAUUUCAAUGAUUAUGUUACGAAAUCAUCCAUGGAUGUUUAUUUAUGCAACUUCUAUAUUUGGCAUGGCAAUAUUAGGCCCUGCAACAGUUGGUGCGCUAACAAGUGCUUCAAUAGCGCUAAUGUUUUCGUCAGCUGAUAAAGCGAUUAGUUGCUGGCAUUGCAUGGUGCUUGGUUCAGCACAAACACUAGCCGUCGUAAUUAUCAGUUUCUCAAGAAUAUUAGCUACGCUCUAA
Cercopithifilaria johnstoni is the source of this 420-nucleotide messenger RNA. Lineage: Eukaryota; Metazoa; Nematoda; Chromadorea; Rhabditida; Onchocercidae. The record is from the annotation of a GenBank genome assembly.